AUGCAUUCGCGCUCGAGCACUACCGCGAAACACGUAGUGAACGCGUACGUGUUACCAAGACUCACCAGCCGCAUCCCAGCAACGCGGGUGCGCGCCGAUUCCUGGACGCACCUCGGCGGCCUCGAACUCGCCGAUCCGACUUUCUCGACGCCAGGUCGGAUCGAUCUCGUGCUCGGUGCCGAUAUUUACGGGGCCCUGCUUCGCGACGCGAUCCGCCGGGGCCCGUCACACUCGCCCGUCGCGCAACUAACGUCGCUGGGCUGGAUCAUCUCCGGCCCAGCUCUCGAGUCAGCUCAGCGUCGGACAGUCGCGCCUGCUCGACGCUCGUUCAGCGCGACGCCCGAUCACGAUCUCGCGGAGCUCCUCUCUCGCUUCUGGAAGCAAGAAGAGGUCUUGCCGUCAUCGCUGCCGUGCCUGACGCCGGAAGAGGAGGACUGCGAACAGCAAUUCGCAUCCACGCAUUCGCGAACUCCUUCCGGACGGUACGUUGUGCGGCUGCCGUUCCGCACAUCGCCAGAAUCGCUUGGAGACUCGCGCGCUGCAGCACUGAAGAUGAACAGCGCGAUGCAGCGGCGUUUCGUUUCCGACAGCUCGCUUGCCGACCUCUACUCGGAGUUCAUGCUCGAGUAUGAGACACUCGGGCACAUGCAGCGUACUCCCGCGACGGACAGUGCUACCGCGAGUUUCUUCCUGCCGCAUUACGGCGUCAUUCGAGCUGGGUCGACACCCAGCAAGAUCCGCGUCGUAUUCAACGGUUCGAUGCGCGCCACGUCUGGAGUCUCGCUGAAUGACUGCCUCCAUGUCGGUCCGAAACUGCAGCCAGACCUCGCUGAUGUCAUUCUGCGAUGGCGACGGCACCAGUUCGUGUUCCUGGCGGACAUUCAGAAAAUGUACCGUCAGGUUCUGGUGCAUCCGAUGGCCCGCCGAUUCCAGAGGAUCUUGUGGAGCCGCGAUGGAGCACCGGACGAAUACGAGCUCACUACCGUGACUUACGGUCUCGCGUGUGCGCUCUUCCUCGCCCAGCGGGUCAUUCGACAGGUCGUUCAGGACGAGGCAAGGCGAUUCCCUAACGCUGCCGACACCGUGAACGAGGGGAUGUACGUCGACGACGUUCUCUCUGGAGGCGACACGGUACAGCUCGCUCAAGAAAAGGCACGCGCCGUGAAUCAGUUGCUCAUGGCGGGCGGCUUUCCAUUGCACAAGUGGGUGGCCAACUGUGAUGACGUGCUUGCCGACAUCCCGACAUCUCAGCACGGUGAGCCUCUUCCGCGUGAACUCGGCGACGACGUUGUCGCCCGCGCUCUCGGACUCACUUGGCAUCCGCGCCAGGACGCGUUCGUGUUCCGUCUACGCCCGGCUCUCUCGGGAUGUCCGCUUACGAAACGCGUAGUGCUCUCUUGA
Messenger RNA from Vollenhovia emeryi, 1401 nucleotides. RefSeq lists its product as uncharacterized. Bases 1 to 1401 code for a protein of 466 amino acids. The transcript has a single exon. NCBI's taxonomy places the organism in Eukaryota, Metazoa, Arthropoda, Insecta, Hymenoptera, Formicidae. The record is from RefSeq and is a predicted model, not a curated record.